AUGCUGACAAUUGGCGUGAUAGGUGAUUUCGGUGUAAUCAGCCCAGACAGCCUCAGAGUUUCAAGGCUCGUUAAAUCAUGGAAUCCGACAGUGAUUAUUACCACCGGUGAUAAUAUUUACUCUCCACCAACUCCAAAGAAUUACUCGUCCGUAGUUGGCGUCCUGUAUCGAGAGUACCUUUGUGCACAAGAAAAGAAACGAACAAAGCCAGGAAAACUUCUCGUUCUUCGAGAUUCAGAAUGCACAGAACUAUCCACGUUGCCAAAAAAGUGUAAUACAAAAUUUCUACCGUGUGUCGGAAAUCAUGAUUAUCCAUUUCCCGGCUACAUGAAGUACUUCCAACUCCCGACAUACUACUCUGCAGAAUUUAUCAAACCGACAGACUUUUUGAAGAUCAUUUCGCUCAAUAAUUAUGGAGAUCUUCAUGGGAGGUUUGACGAUAAAAUCUCUGAACAGCGGACUUGGCUAGAAAAGGAACUAGAUUCUUCAGCACACAUUAAAUGGAUCAUCAUUACCUUCCAUUAUCCUCAACAAUGCAGUAAUAAUUCGGAUGAAGAAAAUGAAUAUUAUUUGAAGCGAUGUUUUCCAUUCCAUAAGUACAAGAACGUUGCUCUAAUCCUUAGUGGGCAUCAGCAUAUCUACGAACGAGUAGAAUUUAACAAUGUUACAAAUGUUGUUGUGGGAACUAGUGGGUCCACUGUACGGAGAAAGUCGAAAGUGGUCAUUGAGCAAUCUAAAUUUUUGGAUGAUAGUGGAUUUGGAGCAUUGCGGUUGGAAAUUGGCGAGGAAGAAAUUCAUGGGUUUUAUUACGCCUUAGAAUACGUGGAUGGUCAGCAUAGGGACGUAUUAAAGGAUCAAUUUUGUAUAAAUAAAAGCUGA
Molecule: messenger RNA, 879 nt
Organism: Folsomia candida
Lineage: Eukaryota; Metazoa; Arthropoda; Collembola; Entomobryomorpha; Isotomidae
Exons: 1
Coding region: 1-879 (292 amino acids)
Molecular function (GO): hydrolase activity
Source: RefSeq, a predicted model, not a curated record